AUGGCGAUAGGCACAAGGUGUUGCAGCAUCGCCUGCUUGGUGUCUGUCCACAUCCUCCUGGCGGGAUUCAGCGCGUCGUGGCCUGGAGCGGAGGCGCUCACGUUCCCACAGCAGUACACGAUAAUGCACUGGGCCAGGCGUGUGGAGCAGGAGAUUGACAGAGUCUUUCAACAAAUCACCGGAGCUCAGCAGUUGAAAGGGAUCUACAAUGAAGAGAGACGACGAUUCAGUCUGGUGAAGAAUCAGCCACGGAAGAUUGUGGAGAAGGUGGCCUCGGACAUUGAGAAGCUCCUAGCUAAGAAGCGCAAAGCACUUGAAAGGUUGGGCAGAGAAGCAGAGCGACUCCAGCGAGAGCAUCCCUGGCAGGAUGGAAUCAAGGAGCUGGAUAUGGCUUACUACGAUUCCAAGGCUGAGCUGGAUUAUUAUUCGAUGGAUGGAGAAGGAGAGGUGGAAAAUCCCUCCCACAUCAAGCUGGAGUUUGUCUAUGAUCCCAACUUCAAAAACAAUGUCAACUAUUCCUACACAGCUGUUCAGAUUCCCACGGAUAUUUAUAAAGGAGCUCCAAUCAUUCUGAAUGAGUUGAACUGGACGCAGGCGCUGGAGAAAGUCUUCAUGGAGAACAGUCGGGAGGAUCCGUCGUUGCUGUGGCAGGCGUUUGGGAGCGCGACAGGAGUCACACGCUACUAUCCAGCAACACCGUGGAAAGCCCCCGAUAAGAUCGACCUUUAUGAUGUCAGGAGGAGGCCCUGGUACAUCCAGGGAGCCUCAUCCCCAAAAGAUAUGGUCAUUCUUGUUGAUGUGAGCGGCAGUGUCAGUGGACUAACGCUCAAACUGAUCAAAGCGUCAGUGAUGGAAAUGCUGGACACUUUGUCUGAUGAUGACUAUGUCAACGUAGCCAGGUUCAACGAGAAGGCCGAGGCUGUGGUUCCUUGUUUCAAACAUCUAGUCCAGGCUAACGUGCGCAACAAAAAGAUCUUCAAGGACGCGGUGCAGCAGAUGCAGGCGAAAGGCACCACUGACUACAAGUCUGGAUUUCAUUUUGCCUUCAACCAGCUGUUAAACAAGACAAAUGUCCCCAGGGCUAACUGCAAUAAAAUAAUCAUGCUGUUUACUGAUGGAGGAGAAGACAGAGCUCAGGACGUCUUCAUGCAAUACAACUGGCCCAACAAAACAGUUCGAGUAUUCACCUUUUCUGUGGGUCAGCACAACUAUGAUGUCACACCCUUACAAUGGAUUGCAUGUACAAAUAAAGGUUACUAUUUUGAGAUCCGUUCCAUCUGUGCUAUAAGGAUUAACACCCAGGAGUACCUGGACGUGCUGGGACGCCCCAUGGUUCUGGCAGGCAGCGAAGCCAAGCAGGUCCAGUGGACUAAUGUGUAUCAGGAUGCUUUGGGUCUUGGCAUGGUAGUGACCGGGACUUUGCCUGUAUUUAAUCUCACCAUGGAUGGAAACUCACAGAAUCAGCUGAUACUAGGUGUCAUGGGAGUUGACGUGCAUCUCGACGAGAUAAAGCGACUGACACCACGCUACACUCUUGGAGCGAAUGGAUACAUAUUUGCCAUUGAUCCAAACGGAUAUCUUCUCCUGCAUCCUAAUCUCAAGCCAAAGCUCGUGAACCUCCCUGAACCUGUGACGCUGGACUUCUUGGAUGCAGAGGUGGAGGACAGCAAUAAAGAGGAGAUCCGCAGACAAAUGAUUGAUGGGAGACCAGGUGAAAUGCAGGUCAAAACGCUUAUCAAGUCCAUUGACGAGCGAUACAUUGAUGAUGUGUACAGGAGUUACACCUGGACUCCUAUCAACGGCACAGAUUACAGUCUGGGUUUGGUACUACCCACCUACAACGAGUAUUACAUCCAGGCGGACCUGAGUGAUGUGAUGCUACAGCUCCAGUACAUGCAGUCGCUGCUGCCCAGCUCCUUUGAAUUGUCAGGUCAUGUGUUUCUGGCUCCGAGGGAAUACUGCAAGCGUCUGCACAUCUCUGACAACAACACCCAGUUUUUGCAGAACUUCCUUUCGCUCAUGUUGGACAUGUCUCCAGAAUCUGAUGAGUGUGACCAAGGCCUCAUCCACAACCUGAUUCUGGAUUCUAGGAUUAUCGGGCAGCUGGCUUCUCGUGUGUGGAAGAACAAGGACCUGAAUUCGUACGGCUUCCUGGCGGUGUUUGCGUCUACAGAUGGAGGAAUAACACGGGUUUUCCCAAACAUAGCUGCUGAGAUGUGGGAGGAGGAUCCUGAGCCUUUUAAUUCAAAUUACUACAGAAGAAGCCUUGACAACAGAGGAUACAUAUUCAGAGCUCCACUGAGAUCCUCCGUGGACGACCCUCUAGGUGCAGAAAAUGGUACUGUUGGAAUCCUGGUUAGUUCAGCAGUAGAGGUGAAUCUGGGGGGCAAACUGCUCAAACCUGCAGUGGUUGGAGUGAAGCUGGACUUGGAAGCGUGGGUCGACAAGUUUAAGAUCCUGGCCAGCAACGUGUCGGACAGUCGACAGGGUUCACAAAAGUGUGGACCAUCCAGAAGUUGCGAGAUGGACUGUGAAGUCAACACUGAUGACCUCCUCUGUUAUCUCCUUGAUGAUGGAGGGUUCCUGGUCAUGUCCAAUCAGAGAGAUCACUGGAAAAAGAUUGGACUUUUCUUCGGCGACGUGGACCCUAAUCUGAUGCACGCACUCUACAACAACUCAAUUUUCUCCCGUCUUCAGUCUUUUCACUACCAGUCUGCGUGUGAGCCUGUCAGCAGCAGCCACACCGGUGCAGCACCCAGAGGCAUCUUUGUGCCGUCCAUUGCUGACAUGCUCAGCCUGGCCUGGUGGACGUCCACUGUGGCAUGGUCUAUGCUCCAGCAACUACUGUAUGGACUGGCUUAUAACAGCUGGCUCUAUCAAGACAACAUCCUCACUGAAGGCUUCGAGACAAGAGAAAGCAGCUGCGUCACCAUCCAAAGCCAGUUUUACUUAACAAACACCACUAACUCCUACAACGUGCUGCAGGACUGUGGAAAAUGCUCACGUCUGUUCCAUGCGAAGCGGAUAGAAAACACCAACCUGCUGUUUGUCGUUGCUGAGACUCUGCCCUGCAGCUCCUGCGAGAUAGAGAGACUGACCCAGGUCAGGACAGAGUUUCAGGAGGAGAAUCCGUGUGAAGUACUGAGUAAUGCACGGUAUCGUAAAGGCCCAGCUUCCUGCUUUGACUACAGUGCCUUAGAAAACGCGUCAGAGUGUGGACGGGGUCAUUCUCUGCAGUCCUCCAUAGGAGUCCUUCUCAUUAUUCAGCUUCUCCUGCCUCUCUUUCAUCUCUGA
This is a messenger RNA of Limanda limanda (common dab), 3294 nucleotides long. Its product is annotated as voltage-dependent calcium channel subunit alpha-2/delta-2-like. The transcript is spliced from 38 exons. The record is from RefSeq and is a predicted model, not a curated record. The coding region runs from base 1 to 3294 and encodes 1097 amino acids. NCBI's taxonomy places the organism in Eukaryota, Metazoa, Chordata, Actinopteri, Pleuronectiformes, Pleuronectidae. Gene Ontology annotation, molecular function: voltage-gated calcium channel activity. Gene Ontology annotation, cellular component: voltage-gated calcium channel complex.